UUGGCUGAGAAAUCAGUCCGUCUCAUGUUGAGAGAGCUCGGCAUUUAGCCUUGAUACUGUAGACAGCAUAACUAAUAAACCUGAAUUGCUAAUACAGUGCUUUUGUUGUAUUAAACUUUUGAGGCGUUAAUGUCAAUUAAACCUAGGUUUAAAAAAUAUUAUUAUUGUCAUCUUCAACCUAGAGCGUAACCAGGAAGUGAGUGGGAGCGUGGAGUCGAGGGGAUCUUUGGUGUGGAGGAGUGCGCUUCUCAGUGAGUGAUUCUUGAUAAACACUUUCACUUGAAAGUCGCAGCUACAAUGUUUUCUUCAAAGUAGUCAUGGCCCACGGGAAGUCGCCUUCCAAGACCCGGGGAUUAUGAUAUUAGUGGUGUAAUGUCUUUGUCAGAAUGAGUAAGGAGAACCUCAGCGACUGGCCCCCUUCCCAGACCUCUACAGAGGAGGAAGAGGAGGAGGAAGAUGAUGGGGAGCCCAAGGUGUGUCAGGUGUGUGGAGAUCGGGCUACAGGCUAUCACUUCAACGCCAUGACAUGUGAGGGCUGCAAGGGAUUCUUCAGGCGUGCCAUGAAGCACCCCACUAAGUUCUGCUGCCCGCGGCAGGGUGUCUGUGUCAUCACCAAGAACAACCGCCGCCAGUGCCAGGCCUGUCGACUCCACAAAUGCCAGUCCAUAGGCAUGCUGAAAGAGUUGAUCAUGUCAAAGGAGGCUGUGGAGAAGAGGAGGAGUCAGAUCAGGAGGAACAGGAUGGUUGAAGAGCCCCCGGUCCUCUCGCCACAACAGGAAGCUGUCAUACAGGAACUGUUCAACGCCCAUGAAAAGACCUUCGACAUCACCUUUUCCCACUUCCAGUUCAGGCCCAUCGACAGAGAUCUCAACCCCAUGUCUGUGUGGAACCAGACUGCCAGUGGGCAAAGUGUAAAACAGACUAGAAGAAUGGAUAACUUGUCAUCAUCUUACUCCACAUCCACCUCCACCAGCUUCUCCUCUUCCUCCUGUUCUUUAGAGGAUGAGGAGAAGGACAGGAGUGAUGGAGGGAAGAAUACGGUUUUCACCACUCUGCCCGAUGUAGCUGACCUUACCACCAACAUGGAGGAGAAGGAGGAGGAGAAGAAGGAGGACAGGAGUGAUGGAGGGAAGAAUACGGUUUUCACCACUCUGCCCGAUGUAGCUGACCUUACCACCAACAUGGAGGAGAAGGAGGAGGAGAAGAAGGAGGACAGGAGUGAUGGGGGGAAGAAUACGGUUUUCACCACUCUGCCCCACAUAGCUGACCUCACCACCUACAUGAUCCAAAACAUCAUCAACUUUGCCAAAGGACUCCCCUCCUUCAGGGCCCUGGCCAUAGACGACCAGAUCUCUCUGUUGAAGGGGGCCAUGUUUGAGAUGAUGCAGAUCCGCUUCAACAUGAUGUUCAAUGUCAAGACGGGCAUCUGGGAGUGUGGUCCCCUGACGUACUGCAUGGACGACGCCGUCCGGGCUGGGUUUCAGCGCCACCUGUUGGACCCUCUGAUGCGGUUCCACUACACCCUGAGGAACCUACAGCUGCAGGAGGUGGAGUAUGUUCUCAUGCAGGCCAUCUCCCUCUUCUCUCCAGAUCGUCCGGGUGUGAUCAAUCAUGGUGUGAUUGAUAGUCUGCAGGAGAAGCUGGCUAUUGCGCUGAAGGUCCACAUCGACUCCAAGAGGGCCAAGCCUGAGAAACACCUGCUGUACCCUAAGAUUCUGGCGUGUCUGACGGAGAUGAGGACUAUGAAUGAGGAGUAUACCAAACAGGUUCUGCAGAUUCAGGACAUCCAGCCAGGCAACUCUUUUGACCCACUCAUCCUGGAGGUGGUCAGCAAGGACCCCUGAGACAGACACACCAAGACAGGCAGCAGCAGGGAUGCCUAAAUCACUUUCUGUCAGGUUUCAACAUGGACAUCUAGGGAGAAUCUCAAUUACAUGCUCCUUGUGUCCUCUCUCCUCGACUCCUUCUCAAAACCCAUUGGAUGAAAGAGCCAGAGGUCCCUCCCUUCCGACCUUCUCUUCCUAUGGUUUUUUGAGAAGGAGGCGAGAAGAAAGGACGCAAGGACUAUAUAAUUGAGAAAAGGACCUAAAUCACUUUCAGACAGGUUAAUCCACUUUCCUCAGCCCGAUAUACAGAACGGAUGCCUAGAUAAUUGUGACAGGCUUCAACAGAGACAUGUAAAACUGCCUAUGGGGUGAUUGAAUCAUUUUCCCUCUCAAGAAUGUAGCUUUUAUUUUAUUUUAUUCAAAAUAUAUCAAAAGAGCUAUACAUAGUUUUUUAACGUGUGCUUGCUUGUAUGUUUUUUUCUUUCAUCAUUCAAUUAUGCAUAUUGCCAACGCAAAAUGAUUGUCAGAGACUCAGACAAUUGUGUUUAAAGCACUAAUGCAAAAUCAUCGUAUACAGGACUGAACGAGGGGAUGUCCCCUAUGGUUCUACAGAGGUUUAAGGAGUGAUUUUGUUUUCUGUGAAAAACACUCUUUGGCUGCUGUAUUUCCUAAAGCUGGUCAAGUGCCUCCUUAAGUGUGAGACAAAAUCAAUCUUGUACAUAUCAAUUUAUCCUCAUCACAGACAUGUCACAGGUGAAAAGAACAGUGCAAUUAGAAUCUACAUGCGAUAUACAUCAUCUUAAAUGUAUUGUUAACGUUACAAAUGAUGCAGGUACCUGUAUUCUGUGUUUUAGUGUAUUUGUGUUUUUGCCUUGUUACGUGAAUGUUUGGUUGUUUUUUUCUAGACAUGUACAGACAUGUGUUUGACUGCGUGAGCGUUGGGUCAUGGUUGUCAUUGGUGUUUUCUGCCUUAAAUAUGUAUCUUUCUGUGUGCUGUAACACUAGUAGACACACAGGACCUCCAUGGCUAGAACUUUAUGACCUUUGAACUUUGUUUUGACCUACUAGUCCUAUGAGCUCAGGUCUACAAUUCCUUAGGCUUUCCUCCUUCUAUUAGUGUACGGUCACUCAAAGAUUUGGUGUCUGAAAUGUAUGGAUUGAGACAAUAGUUUUUCAAUGGACGUCAUUAGAUAAUGCAGCCUGGUCUCGUAGACUAACAUAUUAAAAGCAAAUACGGGACACUCAAAUGACGAUGAUUACAUUUGGUAUGGUUACAUAAGACAGAUGGAUACUUCAGGCAAAAACAAAAGUAGGGUGAUUGGUGUAUUUCGUAAAAGUCUAGUAACCCAAAGGUUGAGAGUUCGAAUCUCAUCACGGACAAUUUUAGCUAAUUAUCAACCUUUCAACUACUUACUACUUUUUAGCUACUAUGCAACUACUUAGCAUGUUAGCUAACCCUUCCCCUAUCCCUAAUCUUAACCCUUCCCCUAACCCUUUAACCUAACUCAUAAACUUAACCCUAACACCUAGCCUAGCUAAUAUUAGCCAGCUAGCUAAUGUUACCUACCUAGAAUUCGUAACAUAUUGUAAAGCAUGCAAAUUCGCAGCACAUUGUACGUUUUUCUAAUUUGUAACAUAUUAUACGAAAUGGGUGAUGGACAACCACAAAUGAAUACAUAUCAUGCUAAAUGGCGUGUCUCAGAUUUAUGUACAGAAUAAUAGGAAAUACUUUGCGACCAGGUUGGAUAAUGGACGAUAAUCUGUAAAAAAAAAAAAAAAAACACACAAGAUGUCUGCCUUGCAUGUGUAUGUAACUCAUCCAGAAAACAGUUGAGUAGAAUGGUGAAUGCAUUUGCAUUUUCAUGUCUCAACUGAAAAUCUAACUUUUAAAAGUUCAUAUUCUGUUAACUCAUGCGUCAUACCCAAAUAAUGUUGUUGACUCAUCCUAUACAAAGCAUAAAUUGGAGAAAAACUCUUCAAACACCCCACCUCAAACUUGUAUCUCAAACAGUGUUUGUUUGAGGUGGUCCUAUGUGUCUCAGUCAAUAGAGUAUGGUGUUUACAAGGGUUGUGGGUUUGAUUCCCGCUGGGGCCACCCAUAUGUAAAAUGUAUGCACGCAUGACCGUAAGUCGCUUUCGAUUAAAAUGUCUGCUGAAUUAUUAUAUUAUCAGCAGUCUACUCACAUGCACUUUCUGCAUGACCGGUCUACGCCCACUCCAUUCCAACACAGAAAAUAUGCUUUUUAACGUAAGUAAUUACCAUUUUUGGGAAAGAAAACAAUUCACUCAUUGUAAUUAAUUAUAGGUCAUAUUUCAUAGAAAUCUGGAAACACUGGACAGUUAUUUUAAGUUCUUUUGUAUGUUAAAAUAAAAGUUAUACAUUUAAA
Molecule: messenger RNA, 4213 nt
Organism: Oncorhynchus masou masou (cherry salmon)
Lineage: Eukaryota; Metazoa; Chordata; Actinopteri; Salmoniformes; Salmonidae
Gene: nr1i2
Product: nuclear receptor subfamily 1, group I, member 2
Exons: 9
Coding region: 387-1844 (485 amino acids)
Biological process (GO): cell differentiation; positive regulation of transcription by RNA polymerase II; negative regulation of transcription by RNA polymerase II
Molecular function (GO): RNA polymerase II cis-regulatory region sequence-specific DNA binding; zinc ion binding; nuclear receptor activity
Source: RefSeq, a predicted model, not a curated record